Hypanus sabinus (Atlantic stingray) is the source of this 5058-nucleotide messenger RNA. Its product is annotated as contactin-associated protein-like 5. NCBI's taxonomy places the organism in Eukaryota, Metazoa, Chordata, Chondrichthyes, Myliobatiformes, Dasyatidae. The transcript has 24 exons. The coding region runs from base 1 to 3870 and encodes 1289 amino acids. The record is from RefSeq and is a predicted model, not a curated record.
AUGGUUAGUUGCUCAGAUAACUGUGACAGUCAACUGGUGUCGGACUUGCUUCGCUGGGCCUUCAAUUCCUCUUCAGAGUUCUCAAGCAGCCACAGCCCCGGCUACGCAAAGCUGAACAGAAGGGACGGUGCUGGUGGAUGGUCGCCUUUGGAAUCUAACAAAUACCAGUGGUUGCAGAUGGAUCUCGGAGAGAGGACGGAGGUCACUGCAGUAGCUACUCAAGGCCGCUAUGGGAGUUCGGACUGGGUGACACGCUACCAGUUGAUGUUUAGUGAUAUGGGAAGGAAUUGGAAGCAGUAUCGUCAGGAAGACAGCAUUUGGGCCUUCACGGGAAAUUCCAACGCAGACACUGUAGUGCACCACAAGCUGCAAAACCCAAUCAAAGCCAGAUUCCUUCGUUUCAUUCCUCUGGACUGGAAUCCCAAUGGAAGAAUCGGAAUGCGGGUUGAACUUUACGGCUGCUCAUACAAAUCUGAUGUUGCUGACUUCGAUGGAAUGAGUUCGAUGUUCUACAGAUUCAACCAAAAGAGCAUGUCCACGUUGAAGGACGCGGUCUUCUUGAAGUUUAAGACGAUGAGAAGUGACGGUGUGGUUCUGCAUGGUGAGGGACAACAGGGAGACCACAUCACUCUGGAGCUAAAGAAAGGCAAGCUCUCACUGGAGAUUAAUUUAGGUAACACAGCUCAACAGGACGUUAGUGACCAUUCCUCUGUUACACUGGGCAGUCUUCUUGAUGAUCAGCAAUGGCAUUACAUUGCAGUUGAACGCAAUAAGAAGCAAGUGAACUUCACUGUCGAUUCAGACACACAGCAAUUUCAGAUUAAAGGAGAGUCUGAUCUCUUGGAUCUUGACUAUGAGCUCAGCAUUGGAGGGAUGCCAAUUCCGCAAAAGUCGAUGCCAUCUCCAAGGAAGAACUUCCACGGCUGUAUUGAAAAUCUCUAUUACAAUGGAGUGAACAUUAUUGAUCUGGCCAAGCGACACAAACCUCAGAUACACAUUGUGAGAAACGUUACAUUUUCCUGCACGGAGCCACAUAUUGUUCCGGUCACAUUCAUGACAGCCAGUAGUUAUUUGCUGUUGCCGGGAAUGCCGCAAAAGGAAGAAAUAUCAAUAAGCUUUCAGUUCCGCACCUGGAACAAGGAUGGGUUGCUGCUCUACAACAAGUUACAUGAAACAUCAGGAGUUGUGCAGACUCACCUCAGUGAUGGGAAACUGAAAGUAACUGUUCAAAAAUCAGGGAGCCAGGCUGACAUCACAACAGGCGACAAUCUGAAUGAUGGGCAAUGGCAUUCCAUCCAUUUGAGCACCAGACGGAAUCACGUCAGUGUCUUGCUGAAUGGCGAAGCUUCCCCCACUUCUCAUUUGACCGUGCAGACAUCCUUGUACUCAGGAAGCAGCUACUACUUUGGAGGCUGUCCUGGAAACACCAUCGGUGAUGAAUGCUCCAAUACCAUUGGUCCAUUUCAAGGUUGCAUGCGACUGUUCUUAAUAGACAACCAGCCAGCAAAUCUCAUUCUGGUACAGCAGGGUGUGCAAGGUAACUUCAGUGACCUCCAGAUAGACCUGUGUGGCAUCGUGGACAGGUGCUUACCAAAUUACUGUGAACAUGGAGGAGAAUGCUCUCAAUCCUGGAGUACAUUCUACUGUGACUGCACAGGGACGGGCUACACAGGGGCUACCUGCCAUAACUCUAGGUACAAGCAAUCCUGCGAGUCGUACAAACAUACAGGGAACACAUCAGGUUUCUUCUCCAUUGAUCCCGAUGGCAGUGGCCCACAGGCGCCCCUGCUCGUCUACUGUAAUAUGACAGAGGAUAGAACCUGGACCAUAAUUCAGCACAAUAACAUGAGGGAGACAAAAUUGCAAGGUUCUCCCAAAGCCGACAGGCCUUACAUCGCUUCCUUCAACUACAGUGCCAGUAUGGAGCAGCUGAAGACCAUGAUUAACAGUGUGGAACACUGUGAACAGGAAAUUGCCUACCACUGUAAGAACUCUCGUCUCCUGAAUACACCAGAUGGAGCACCAUUCACCUGGUGGAUUGGGAGGACCAAUGAGAAACAAGCUUACUGGGGUGGUUCUCCGCCUGAACUUCAGAAAUGUGCCUGUGGAUUGGAGGAUAGCUGCCUGGACACGAAUUAUCAGUGUAACUGUGAUGCUGGCAGAGAUGAAUGGACCAAUGAUACAGGGAUCCUUUCAUACAAAGACCACUUGCCUGUAACUCAAAUUAUUAUUGGAGAUAUUAACAAGGUGAACUCAGAAGCCAUCUUCAAGCUUGGACCGUUACGAUGUCAUGGUGAUGGCAAUUACUGGAAUGCAGCUUCAUUUAACACCGAGUCUUCAUAUCUACAUUUCCCAACGUUCCAUGGGGAGCUAAGCGCAGACAUUACAUUUUUCUUCAAAACUACGGCUUCCUCGGGAGUUUUCCUGGAGAACCUGGGAAUAAAGGACUUCAUAAGGAUUGAGCUAAAUUCCCCAAUGGAAGUGCUGUUCUCCUUUGAUGUGGGCAAUGGUCCUUCCGAGAUCACUGUGAAGUCAGCCACACACUUGAAUAACAAUCAGUGGCAUUACGUUAGAGUGGAGCGAAACAUCAAGGAGGCAUCCCUUCAAGUGGAUCAUCUGCCAAGAAAGGUUCAGGAAGCCCCAGCUGAUGGGCACAUCCACUUACAGCUCAACAGUCAACUCUUUGUCGGAGGAACAGCAUCAAGGCAGAAAGGAUUCCUUGGCUGCAUCCGGUCCCUUCAAUUAAAUGGAGUAACUCUUGACCUUGAAGAGAGAGCAAAAAUUACCCCUGGGGUGAAGCCAGGGUGCCCUGGGCACUGCAGCAGCUAUGGCAAUCUGUGCCACAAUGGCGGGAGGUGUAUCGAAAAAUAUAAUGGCUACUCCUGUGACUGUGGCCACUCUGCCUACAACGGGCCAUUCUGCAAGAAAGAGGUUUCUGCCCUCCUGGAGGCUGGGACGUCAGUGAUCUACAACUUCCAUGAAUCGUAUGGAAUUACCCGGAAUACUAGCAUCCAUUUGUCUGCCAUCUACUCUGACCUGACUCUUUCAAGGGAGAAGAUUGCUUUCAGCUUCCGGACAACGCACAUCCCCAGCAUACUGCUUUACGUGGACUCCUAUUAUCAGGAAUAUAUGGCAGUGGUUCUGUCCAGUAAUGGGAGUCUACAGAUCAGGUACAAACUGGAUAACAAUAAGGAUCCCAGUAUUGUCAGCAUUGAUGGCAGAAGUUUGGCAAAUGGACAACUGCACAGUGUGAAAAUUGAUCGGGAAGGGAGAGACAUAUAUGUUCAGAUUGAUCAAUUCCUGGCACUGAGGUUCAACCUGUCAUUGGGGACCGAUGUGGAAUUCAAUGGUGUGAAAUCCUUGACCCUUGGCAAGAUUACAGGUGGUAACGGGAUGGACAAGGAACUACGGAAGGCCAACAUGUGGGGAUUUAUUGGCUGCCUUUCGACCGUGCAGUUUAAUGGAAUUGCUCCACUGAAGGCAGCCCUACGGCUACACAAUUCAGAUCCUGUUGAGGUCAAAGGGCAUCUGUCCAAGUCACGGUGCGGUAUUUCGGGAUCAACUGGUUCGAGGAAAGUCACGACAAUGCACCCACUGACAGAGCACGCUGGGACAAUUGAGGAGGGCAAGCUGCUAACCAAUGCAUUUAGGAGCGACUCUGCAGUCAUUGGAGGUGUGAUAGCGGUGGUGAUCUUUGUCAUCCUCUGCAUUGUGGCUGUCAUGGGGCAUUUGUUGUACAAGCACAAAGGCACGUACCACACUAAUGAAACAAAAAAGGCAGAAAAUACUGACCCCAUGGAUGCCACACUGAAGAACCAUCCCAAUUACCAGGAUUCCCUAAGUGAAGACAAGAAAGAGUAUUUCAUCUGACGACAGCACAUGCCCUGCUCAUUAUAACAGCAGAUUUAUAACAGCUGGGAUAUGCUGUCUGUGCUAUCAGUUAGCUCCAAACUCUGUGAACUAAAUGGCCAAACACUACAGUCAGAUUAUGCAGGACAUGACAAAUGGUUUACACUUUUGUUCUCCUUGACCGGACAGAGGUCUAUCCUAUUAUUUCCUGCUAUCUUCAGGUCAGCUCCGGGCAGUAAAAGGAAGAGAUAUACUAUGUCUUUAUGAGAGCAGCAGAGAAAAAAUAAUUACCAUUAUACUAACACACUGCAUGAAAAGUAAGCAACUAAUGAUUGCUUUUUUCCAUUUUGUUCCUUUUUUUGUUUCCCUCUCAGUGAUUUUUCCCAUAACGUUGAUCACAUUCAUCUCCAUCUGAGGUAAUAUUCCCUGAAACAUUUCUGCCCUGAUGUCACGCUAACAUAUAAUAACAUAGCAGUUUAGAUACGGAAAAUUAAAGCCCUUCACAGGAGUGUUAUCAAGCAGGAGUUGAUACUGAGGUAAUAUUCCCUGAAACAUUUCUGCCUCAAAGCCACACUAGCAAAUAAUAACAUAGCAUUUUAGACACGGAAGACUAAAGCCCUUCACAGGAAUGUUAUCAAACAGGAGUUGAUACUCUGCCACUUGUCAAGAAAAAUGAGGUGAUUUUAAGGUCUCUCCAAAGAGAGAGAGAGAGAGAUUAUGGGAGUAAAUUCCAGAGUCUAGAGGCAUAAGCUGAAGGUAUGGCUCCCAUUGGUAGAGACAAUAAUAUCAGACGUGCAGGAGGACAGAAUUGGAAGUGCAAAGAAAUUUCAAAGCUUUACAGGGCUGGAGAAGGUUAACAAUCAUAAGAGCGUUUGAAAAUACACACUCAGUGGCCAGAUUAUUAGGUACACCUGGAGACCUGAUCAUUAAUACAAAUUUCUAAUCAGCCAAUCGUGUGCAGCAAUUCAAUGUAUAAAAGCAUGCAGACAGGGUCAAGAGGUUCAGUUGUUGUUCAGACCAAAUAUCAGAAUUGGGAUGAUAUGGGAGUUAAGUAACCUUGGCUGUGGAAUGAUCAUUAGUGCCAGACAUGGUAGUUUAAGUAUCCCAGAGACUGGGAUUCACACACACACACACACACAUUCCCUAGCAUUUACAGAGAAUGAUGCAAAACAUUAAAAAAAACAUCCAGUGAGUGACAAUUCUGUAACU